Aethina tumida (small hive beetle) is the source of this 1425-nucleotide messenger RNA. RefSeq lists its product as uncharacterized. Lineage: Eukaryota; Metazoa; Arthropoda; Insecta; Coleoptera; Nitidulidae. The record is from RefSeq and is a predicted model, not a curated record. Gene Ontology annotation, cellular component: extracellular matrix. The transcript is spliced from 3 exons. The coding region runs from base 47 to 1285 and encodes 412 amino acids.
GUUUUAAGUUCGAGGUGUGCGUUUCAGUGAAACUUGAACUUGAAUUAUGAGGAUAUAUCAGACAUUUUUGGCGUUGCUGGGCCUGUUCAUCUGUGGAGUCUGUGGACAUACCGUGCCCUUACACAACUACGCCCCCGCACAUGAUGAAUAUAAACCGACUGAUUACAGCUUUAGUUAUGGGGUCAAAGAUUUGCACACGGGAGAUGUAAAGCAUCAAUGGGAGAAGAAGGACGGCGACACAGUGAGAGGUCAUUAUUCCCUUGUUGAGCCGGACGGAUCAGUCCGUACAGUGGACUACACAGCUGACGAAAAGCACGGAUUUAACGCCGUCGUUAAGCACUCCAACCCCGGCUACCACCCCUUACCCAAAACGCCGACCAGCCACAGUGAGUUGUUCCUGAAGUCCAAGAACGUGGAAAACGAAGUCAAAGGGGACGAAGAUGAGGAUGGUGCAGUGGAGUACCAGUACGCCUACCCCAAACCUGAGGAAUCUGAGUACGAGCAUCCAGUCCAAGAAAGCUACGAGGAACCCAAGUAUGUGCAGGAGGAUCAACAAGAAGAUGAGGAAAAUGAUGUAUCGGAUGCCAAGGACAACUACGUGUACGCCCCACAAGAGGAAUACCUGGAGGAGUCUCAAAAGUCAACGGUGCAAACACGCACCAAGUACCCACACCAAAAAAUCAACGAACACUCCAUAAAAAGCCACGACGACUCCCUAUCUCAGGUGUUGCCCGUUGACUUAAGCCUCCUUAAGGGCGUGUCUUCGGAGAAAAUGAUCCCAAUCGACGUCAGCCUGAUAAAACCCAUUGAAGUCGACCUAAGCCAAGACGAUUACAAAAUCGUCGACACAACACAACACAAAGUUAACUACUCAAUUAAAGACACCACUGUUGUGCCCUCGCACGAAUUAUCCCCGGAUGAACUCAAGAAGUACCUCAGUGAAUAUUAUAACGCGGGCUUGAACACUAGGAACGAGCCGUACCUUGAAGGCGGCUUCAAACCCAUCAAAUCAAGGCCUGGUAAUCAAAUAACCCAACCCAACGUGCCGCAGACGUAUAAGAAGCCAAUGUCGACCCCAGGUUUGAGGAACUACUCGUCGAAAAAGAACGUCAAUCCACGCUACAAAUACAGCUCCAGGUCGCCUAAGUACGACCUCUUGCCUCAGAGGAGUGCCGUGGCGCCACUGCAAGUUUUGAGGGAGGAGAGCCAUAAGUCGCAGUUUACGAGGCUGUACAGGACGCCGAUAAAUCCUCACAUGAGGUACGGGAGACGAUUUAGAUAUUGAUUAAUAAAAUCAGGACAAAACUGUGAACGUUUAGGAGAUUUGAUUUAGAUAAAACGAGACGAAUAUUUAUUUAUUGCUAGGUUAAUAUUUAUUUAUAAAUUACCUUAUAAUAUAAAUAAUUAAUGUAAACAAAAAUUAAA